Molecule: messenger RNA, 6308 nt
Organism: Phyllopteryx taeniolatus (common seadragon)
Lineage: Eukaryota; Metazoa; Chordata; Actinopteri; Syngnathiformes; Syngnathidae
Gene: tex10
Product: testis expressed 10
Exons: 16
Coding region: 3296-6118 (940 amino acids)
Cellular component (GO): MLL1 complex; nucleus
Source: RefSeq, a predicted model, not a curated record
UGCAUGGGUUGCCCUCAAGUAUAAAGGCAAACUGCGUGCGGGAUAACAGCAGUGACGUCAGCGCGGACACCGCCCGCGCGAGUAUAAAUAAGCCUUUACACCUACUGAAUGUUCAAAUUAGGCUUUACACGAUCAGGAUUUUUGGGGCCGAUCACAGAGUUUAAAAAAAAAUAUAUAUACUAAUAAUAACCGAUCCGAUCACAAGAUGGAGCAAUGUGUCUAUUUAAAUGACUUGUUCAUUUACUGCAUAUACUUGUGUACUAUAUACUGAGUAUCUUAAAAAAUAUUCUCUAGUCAGGUCAACCCACCAUGACAGAAAUAAUGGGUGCUAACUUACUGGAAUUAAAUUAUUGUAAUUAAAUUACUUAACACACACUGAAACUUUAGAGCAUGAGUCAACAGAACGGCGGCACGUUUACGUACAACCAUUAAUGCUAGCACUAGCUUGCUAGGCUACAUAACAUUUUGUUUCCUGCUUGCGACCCGUAUUGUAUUAAAAGUACGUGAAAAUACCUCAGGCAACCCUUGAACGAACGUCUUCUCCCGAGCACCGCUGAGCACCAACACCACACGUUUUCCCGUAUUUUGUUACCAAGACAAUACACGCGCGAUCCAUUGUUGUUGUUGUGGCCGCGCUAACGAGUGUAUCCGGUCGCGUUUGAUUUGACAAAGCCCAGUGUUCGUAAAUGACGUCAAAAAACACGACAAGGCUAAAAAUAAACUAGCUUUUGGAUUCAAAUAUACUGUAUAUGACAGCGACGUGGAGUAAAUGUCUUUUGGGAGCCGAUCAAUGAGGUGAAUGAUGACAAAGCCGAUCGGCAUAAAAUGUUAAUUAUCGGCCGAUAAUUAUCAACCCGAUCAGAUCGCUGUAAAGUCUAGUUCAAAUACAUUGCAGCCUUCUUUUCUUAGUUUUCGUUCACAAAAAUCACCAGCUGGUUAUUGCUGAUAUUGGAUCGGAACGAUAUCGGUAUCAGCCAAAAUUCAAGGCUGCAAUAUCGGCUCUGAAGUAAAAAAGUUGGCUCGGGACAUCCCUAGUCGUAAGUCCAAGUUAAAUUUAUUCCUACUCAUACUACAUAUACUACAUUUAAACACAGCACCAGCUCGCCAGUUGCUGCAUAAAAAGAACAUUAAACUGAAAGAAAAAUCAAAGCACACAAAUUGUACUACAAGAUAUUGGGCAAAAAAAAUUACUUUUUUCAACCCUGCGAUAUAUAUUGGGACAAGAAAUAAAAUGCAGGCUAACAUAAGACAGAUGUUUGAAAACCAGCACAUAUUUCUGUUUUUCCCUCUUUGAUUUAUUCUUAUAAUAGAUUACCGGUAUUAUAAUCACUUCAGCAGAAGAGAAACUAUGCCUGUAGUGCUGGGUAAAGUAUUGAGUAGCAAAUAGUCCAGCCAGACUUCAAACUUAAAAUCAUUUAAUUUCAUGCCCAUUUACAUUUUGCCAUUAGCCUUUGUCUCUUCCAAAAUGAAAUAGUACCCCAACCUUUCCCGAUCCCCUGUAGUGUUUUGGUGUGCAUAUGUUGAAGAGUGAUACAUGUAGGCGUCUAAUCGUUUCCCUUUAUUAUAUGUUUUCAAGAAGACAGAUAUAGAACACUCGGGGGUGCACAGCAUUUGUAGGUUUAUAAAUAUUGUAACCUUGGUGCUAAUUUCUGUUAGCUUUACACAAUGUAUGUUGGCAGUAAGGUAGUGGACAUUCAUUGCACUCUUUUGUUUUUUAUUAUUACGUGGGAGCUUUACAGCAAACUACAACUGUGCGUGAUAAACAGCUUGAAGCAAUAACAUUUUGCCUUUUAUAUGGAGAUUUGUUCACUGUCACACACCCACUCUGGAAGUCUCUUUUGCAAUAUUAUGAGUGGCGUAAAUUGUAACUGCAUCAAACAAGGGCAGAUUUGAAAAGGACACUUUCACACCACACACCCACCCGGCCACACCCGCGACCACAAUCACACCUCUGACUUCUGCGUUAACCAUUCAUGAACAGGAUGUGAGACGCAUCUUCAAACAACAAAAGAUUAACAAAGCGGCAGGCCCGGACCAUGUGUCCCCAUCCUGCCUCAAAGUCUGCGCGGACCAGCUCGCUCCAAUCUUCACUCAGAUCUUCAAUAGAUCUCUGGAACUGUGCGAAGUUCCAUCCUGUUUCAAACGCUCCACCAUCAUUCCAGUCCCCAAGAAACCUGCAAUCUCGGGUCUGAAUGACUACAGGCCUGUCGCUUUGACAUCUGUGGUCAUGAAGUCCUUUGAACGUCUCGUGCUGGACCACCUCAAGAGUGUCACAGCUCCCCUGCUGGACCCCCUGCAGUUUGCCUACCAAGCAAACAGGUCUGCGGAUGAUGCAGUCAACAUGGGACUGCACUUCAUCCUAGAACACCUCGACAGUGCAGGGACCUACGCGAGGAACCUGUUCGUGGAGUUCAGCUCAGCGUUCAACACCAUCAUCCCUGAACUCCUUUCAUCCAAGCUUCUCCAGCUCAGCGUCUCACCUGCCAUCUGCCAGUGGAUUUAAAGCUUUCUGACGGGCAGGACACAGCAGGUCAGGCUGGGGGAGGCCACCUCAUCCACACGCAGCAUCAGCACUGGGGCGCCCCAAGGUUGUGUCCUCUCUCCGCUGGUCUUCUCUCGCUACACAAACGACUGCACCUCAGCGAACUCGACUGUCAAACUCCUGAAGUUUGCAGAUGACACCACUGUCAUCGGCCUCAUCAAGGACGGUGACGAGUCUGCAUAUCGACAGGAAGUGGAGCUCCUGGAGCUGUGGUGCGGCCGACACAACCUGGAGCUGAACACGCUAAGACUGUAGAGAUGAUCGUGGACUUCAGGAGGCAUCCUUCGCCACAGCUGCCCCUCACAUUGUCCAGCCGCCUUGUGUCAACCGUCGAGACCUUCAAGUUCCUGGGAAUUACAAUCUCUCAGGACCUGAAGUGGGCGACUAACAUCAACUCCGUCCUCAAAAAGGCCCAGCAGAGAAUGUACUUCCUGCGGCUUCUGAGAAAGCACGGCCUGCCACCGGAGCUGCUGUGACAGUUCUACACAGCGGUAAUCGAAUCAGUCCUGUGUUCUUCCAUCACAGUCUGGUUUGGUGCUGCUACAAAAAAGGACAAACUCCGACUGCAACGGACAAUCAAAACUGCUGAAAGGAUUGUCGGUACCCCCCUACCCACCAUUGAGGACUUGCACGCUGCCAGAACUAAGACAAGGGCGUGCAAAAUCCUCUCGGACCCUCCGCACCCCGGUCACCAGCUCUUCCAGCUCCUUCCCUCAGAUCCGGUUUAGACGUUUGGUUUCGGAUUGCUGAAAAAUGAAAUCCAAGAAGAAGAAGAGGCAAGAUGACUUCCAAAAGGUGAAGCUAAAAGUGGGAAAGAAGAAGCCGAGAGCAGACAAUGCCACCGAUACAAACUUCCGCACGAAGGGAAUUUAUCUCCCUGACCAGCUGAAGACAGACAGCAGUGGUCCCACCACAAACAGGCAGCUUGGCAUCAAUGACCUGUUGUCCCAGCUCCACCAUUACAAUGCCAAUGUGAAGCACGGUGCCUUGUUGGGUUUGAGGGAGCUGCUGUCUAUGAAUCCUUCUCUGUUAGAGCAGCAUUUGUCACGUUUGCUGUCUGAGGUGGCUGCCGUGUUCACAGACAAGGACGCCAACGUUCGCGUGGCAGCCACGCGUGUGCUCAGGUAUAUUGCCCAGUCCGUGCCCGCGGAACGAGUGGCUCCUUUUUUCCCGCUCCUCAGUGCCCACCUGUGUUGCGCCAUGACUCACAUUGAGUUGGGCAUCCAAGAAGAUGCCAUGAAGAUUCUGGAUGUGCUGCUGGAGCACUACCCCGCCCUGCUCGCUGCACGGCCCGCCGUGCUCCUCACCAACUUUCUGGAGUUAAUCUCUCACAGACAAAGCAACGGAGGAGCUAAAAAGGAGCAGGAGGCCAAGGGUCGUACGUGGGCGCUCUCGGUCAACCUGAACAGGACCGUGACCAGCCAGCAGUGGCGCCUUUCUGUGCUCCUUAGACUUGGGCGCUUUCUUCAGGCAGUAGUUGAGGAAAGACCGGUGGAGGAAGGUGACAUGUCUGUCCCAUCUGAGGGAGCGUUUGGUUCGAGCGGCGAGAGCAGGAUUACACCUGUGAAUGUCACCUGGGGCAAGCUCGAGAACAGCAAGAUUGGAAUUAAGGUGUACGAGCACUCUGGGAGGAAACCAAGUCCACAUUCAACAUUUAAACUCCGACCGAAUUCAGAUCACCCAGGCGAAGCAUGUGACGGUUUGGACUCUGCGGAGGCUGUCCAGAGCUUUGCGUCAACUCUGGUCCCGCUUUUGCUGGAGGUGUGGGUGGAGGCCAACACCGGCGACUCUCCCUGGAACAGUUCUGACGGCGGACACCUGCUGAGCCCGGACGCCAUGUCUGUAAUGUUCCAGGUGUUGUCUAUACUGCAACUUCUCCGAAAACUGGCGCCGCGGCAGGAGCAUCAAGAUGCGCUGGAUGCAUGGUUCCGCAAAGAAUAUUUAGGAGAUUUUAAGCAGCACUUCAUGAAAAACUUCCCCUACAGUCUUCAUGACACACCCAAACAUAAAAAGAAAGUUAAUAACAAAAGGAGCAAGCAGACUGCGGCUGUCCCCGACGUGAGCGUGGAUCCUCUGGCGCUGAACAUCACACUUUGCCAGGUGAUGGUGUCUCUGAGCCAGCGGCAGGGAGUCGGCCGAGAGGCGGACGGAGACUGGCUGACGCCCCUGAGGACGUUCGUGCGAGACACGCUCGGUGGCGAAGUGAAGCUCAGCUACAGGCAGCUGCACAUGCUGCUCGGGACUGUCUGGAAGAUGGUGCUCACACAAAAAAGCAAAACAGUGACAGAAGAUCUGUUAGCAGCAGUGUACUCGUACUAUCAGCAGAGGCACCUGACGCUACAGACCAGAUCUCUCCUGCUGUCUUUCUACAGCAAGAUUUACCUGCAGGAGCAGGGGCAGUCGCAUAUCACCAGGAGCAAAGUGCUCUCUCGGUGGUUGGCGUUUCUUCCUGUGCAGUUGUCCCAGCUGGGCCACCGCAACCCUGCUCUGUCUGCACUGCUCAUCCAGUCCAUCCAGGCUGCUGCUUCCCGAGGCAACAAAGACCUGCUCAGCAGUCUGCAGACGCAUGCCUGCAAGCUCUACGCUCCACAGGAAGGUGUUGUGGUUCUUCUGCCAUCAGAGUGCCAGCAACAAAUGGUGCAGCUGCUCUAUUUCCUCCCCAAGAUGCCCCGCGCUCUGCUGGCUAAUCUGAGCUUCUGCUGCAACACUGGUCGAAUCUCAGCUGGACUCGCCGCCUCGCUCGUUCGUAUUAUACACCUUAGGUCAUCUUUGAGUGGAUGGUCAGUGGGGAGCCAGGAAGCAGCCCUACAGGACGUGGACUACAUCAGCUUCCUGUUCUCCACCCUGACGGGCUUCUCGUGCGACCAGCUCGCCUCCUUGCAGGAAGCCGGCGACACCAGAGCGCUGCCCCCCUCCCCUCUGUCGCCCCUGAGGCUUCACCGCACCCCGCUGGACCACUUCACGCACCACUGGGACGUUGUGGAGGAGGUGUGCCAGCGUCUGGAAACUCUGGGUGCAAGGGCUCAGUGCUUUGACAUCUUACAAAAUGGCAUCUUCGAAUACAUGACCAAGCUGAGAGUGGUGCCCGACAGCAUGGCGGCCGGCCUCCUCAGCGCCGUUUCCAGGCUAACGGACCCGUCCCUUCUGCCCCUCGAGCCCGUGUUACGCUUGUUGUCCCGCUGCUGCCUCAGCCUUCUGACCGCACUUGUCACUCAGCAGCAGGAGGAGGCGGCGCACGACCAGCACAAAAGGGAGGCUAUUUGGGGCGCGUGCGUGGCGUCGCUGAGCACCGUGCCCCGCCUGCUGAGGAUGCUUCUGCAGCUGCGCGUGGCGGAUCUGAGCCAGGCGGAGCUGCCCCAGCUGGGCCAGAUGUUGUCCAUGCUGAUGCAGCACACGCCGUUGCACAACCAGCUCAUGGCCAACACGGGUCUGCUGCAAGAACUCAUCCAACAUCUCACGAGGUACUCGCGCAGCGCGACCAGGGAGCAGUGGCUGACCGACCUGCUCUACUGUUACAGCGUCACCGUGGCCCACGGCACGUCAUCUCACCGUGGAAAUGUUCGCGACGUGUACUGAUGGACGCACGCACAUACGAUUAACUGACGUGGGCUCACUCUGACACACAAAAACACUUCCAGACCUCAACAUUGACUGCUUUGUACUCCCCAUUUAACAAGAAAGUUGGUCCAUGUUUGUUUUCUUUGUCCUCAUGUUGGGGAGGGGGACUGAUAAAAAAAUUAAACAUUUCCACAGCCUUUUAGGUCCA